This is a messenger RNA of Aaosphaeria arxii CBS 175.79, 1339 nucleotides long. RefSeq names its product NAD(P)-binding protein. The transcript is spliced from 3 exons. The record is from RefSeq and is a predicted model, not a curated record. Bases 211 to 1266 code for a protein of 351 amino acids. Lineage: Eukaryota; Fungi; Ascomycota; Dothideomycetes; Pleosporales.
UGCUGGUAGUACUGGAGGUAUUAUCUGAAGGAUAAAGAGAUAGAGAAGUCAUACAAAUAGGAAGAAGAGAAAUCCAAACUGUGGCAGUACCUGAGCCUCUGAGCCUUUUCUAGGACAUUCAAAGUAUCGGUACCCUCAGUGCUAAGUCGUCAUCUUGAUAUACAAUACCCUUUGUCGCUUUGAGAAUUCCUGUGAUACAGAGAAUACAGCAUGGCACACAAUAUUCUCAUAACAGGCGGAUCGGGCUACCUUGGCGGGACUCUCCUCGCGCGAUGGAAAGAAGCCAAUCUACCACCCCACGGCAAGGUAUUCGCCCUCGUCCGCUCACAGCAUCAGGAAGAAGCAGUCAAACAAUACAAUGCUGAGCCUAUCAGCAUCAAUUUUGACGACGCCGGAGCACUCGAGACGGCCAUCAUUGACAAUGAUAUUUCCAUUGUGUUUCACCUGUUCAAUCCUACCGACACGGAGUACAGCGUCGCAUUCAUCAAGGCGCUAUCAGAGGUGAAGAAGCGUACUGGGAAGGAAGUGCACUUCGUGUUCACCACAGGGGCGAAGAUUUUCUCCAACCAUGUCGCGGCGCCGACGGAUAAGCCUUUGUUGGACACAGAUCCAGCUUUGUUCGAGAUACAGAAGAAUAUGGAGAACAAGGGGCCGCACCCUCGUUUCAACCAAGCGGUCAAAGCAAACAACAUCGUGAUCGAAACGGCAGAGCAAUACGGCGUUAGAAGCUACAUCUUUGCGCCCUGUAUUGUCUAUGGCAAAGGCGAGGGAUUCGGCAAUCCUAUAUCAAUCCAGACAGUCGCCAUUGUGCAGGCGGCCAAGGCGCUCAGACAGGUUUAUAAAGUCGAUGCUGGUCGUCCGACAUGGCCUGUUUGCCACGUACUUGACAAUACUGGCCUGUAUCUCCAGAUUCUUAGAAAGAUCCUCUCUGGUGAGGAGAUCGGCCAUGGCAGGAGCGGAUAUUACCUUGCUUCUCCGGGCAGCAUUGCUUGGGAUGAUCUUUACUUGGCCAUAGCGAAGGCAAUGAAGCAGCGAAACGCAGUUGACGACAUAAGCGUGAAGGAGGCCGAUGAUGAUAUUCUAGGGAAGAUGGGUGACGCGCUGAAGUGUCCCAAGGACUUCGUGGCGGUUCAGGUUGGUGGCUUGUGUACAUUCACGGCGGAGAAUGGCAAGAGGAUCGGAUGGAAGCCGAGAUACGAACCUCAACAUAUCCUCGAGACAGCGGAUGAAGAGGUAGAGCUGAUCUUGAAGCACUUGAAGGAUUAGUGGGGCUUUUUGGACUCAUACAGACCUUUUAUUGAACAAUAGCGGUUGUCUGCAAAGAUCCGCACGUGCAGCU